CUUUUAUCAAACUGAUAUCAGGCUCUAUCUUAACAAUUGGUUUAAGUUGAAAUGUCAAAACAACAGUAAUAAAUAUAUUUACUCUAUUGAUCAAACUCAAAAUUUAUAGGCUGGAAAAUGGAGGAAGGUAUGACUUCUCAUUCUCCAUGCCCAAUGGCAACACCAAAUAUGAAAUUAGAGAAUCUUAUAAAAGCAGCCCUUAACACCUCUACUUUAAAGAGAACUGGACAAAGUGGAGGUGGUUGUAUUAAUCAAGGAGAAGCAUAUAUUACUGAUACUGGCACAGUUUUUGUGAAGAGCAAUUCUAAACCAAAGGCCAAGUUGAUGUUUGAAGGAGAAAGUGAGGGUUUGAAAGCUUUAGCUGGUACAGGUAUUGUUACUGUGCCACAACCGAUUACAGUUUUGGAAAAUCCUGAUGGUGGAGCUUGUUUAGUCAUGGAAUUUAUUGAAAUGAAGGGCUUGCGCAGUUUAGCUCAUAAGCUUGGUGAUGAAAUAGCUAAAAUGCACAUGCAAAAUGUCAAUCUUGAAAAUCGAUCUAACCGUAUCUCAGAAAAACCUCAAAUGGAAUAUAUUCCUCAGUUUGGUUUCCAUGCAACUACUUGUUGUGGCUAUAUUCCCCAGGAAAAUGAAUGGAAUGAAGACUGGGUGGCAUUUUUCGCUCAAAAUCGAUUAGAUUACCAGUUUAGACUUCUCGAGAGAGAGAAAGGAGAUAGAGAAGCUAUCGAAAUGUGGUCCAGAUUACAAAUUAUUAUUCCAAAAUUUUUCAAAGAUCAAAGAAUCCGCCCCUCAUUACUACAUGGUGAUCUGUGGGGAGGAAAUGCUGCUCAAACUAAAAGACAUCCAGUUAUAUUUGAUCCUGCUGCAUUUUAUGGUCACCAUGAAUAUGAGCUUGCUAUCUCUGGUAUGUUUGGAGGUUUCACAAGAAGUUUUUAUGAUUCUUACCAUAAAGUUAUACCAAAAACUCCGGGCUUUGAAGGACGGCAAAGGCUUUACACUCUUUUUCAUUACCUAAACCAUUGGAAUCAUUUUGGAGAUGGUUACAAAAAAUCAACAAUGGCUGUCAUAAAAAGUUUGUUGAAAUGAUGUAGUUCUUUCAGGACAAUUCCAGACAUAUGCUGGCCAGAUGAUGAUUCACCUUAAUCAUUGAUUUGGAGGGAUUGGUCCUGAUUUUAGAGUAUACAUCUUGAAAUGAGAUACAUUCAUUAGACUGAUGUAUUGAAGUGAUAUGUAGGUUGUUAAUCAAGCGCUACGGUAGUGCUUUUAUUUUUACUUACCAUAUUUAUAGAAUACUUCUUUUUUCAUAUAAAAUUUAAAUAUGAAAUCAUUAUGCUUGGUAUCUCCUGUUGCCUAUAUGUUUUAGUCUAAAAUUUUUGUUUUAAGUGUAUAUUGUAUUUGUUAGUUUAGGGAUAGCUCAUCAAAAUGAAAGCAUAAGUACCUAAGAGGUCUUAGGUAGUGCCUAUUUUUAUUUUAUUUUUUCUGUUACGUCACAAUGCUCAAUUAAUAAGCAGGGUAGAUUUUGUUUUCAGAAUAUUGAAAUAAUGCAUUUAACACCACAUUCAUCAUGGAUAAAUAAUUUAAACUUAAUUGUUACUGCUUUGAAUUUAUAGUAAGUAGCUAUUCUUAGAUGUAAAGACCUUUUGUUAUGCUCAAC
Molecule: messenger RNA, 1651 nt
Organism: Nezara viridula (southern green stink bug)
Lineage: Eukaryota; Metazoa; Arthropoda; Insecta; Hemiptera; Pentatomidae
Source: the annotation of a GenBank genome assembly